AGGUAACUCUUCGUGUUAACCGGAAUGAAGGAUAAACAUUUCCUUUUCACCGUUUCUUAAGAGAUCAACAUUUGGUGUAACAUUGUCCAAUGUUACCACUAGUAUUGAACCCGCGUCACCUUACUAAGUGUGGUAAUCAUCUCCUGAAAGCCUUAUUUCCUCCUCCUCCUCACUACCCGACAAAAGCACGCUUCUGUAAUAUAACACAGAGGAGAUGGAUUCACACGAGAGAAAUUGGUGCGUGCCUUUCGUCUUCUCAAGACAUCAACAUUGGUGCGAACCUUUACCAAACACCGGACCUUGCUUGUAAUUCUUCCUACAGAUAUCACAGUUCAUUCCGUUCUGAACGUAAAGAAGACUUCAGUUCUCUCAAAAUGACUCGAUUUAUGGAAAAUAUUUUAAACCACGUUAUUUACGAAGAUGAUGAUGUCGUUGCCAUAAAUAAACCCAGUGGAGUCACAGUUUUUGGUCAGAAAGUCCGUGAACAUGAAGAUGAGAAAGGUUAUUGCCUCCCGAUAUUUGCUGAUUCGGAACCAGACCCCAAUCUUUGUCUGGCUGACAUAAUGCCACUUCUUAGAAGACAUUUCAAAUCUCCUGCCCUCACCAUUGUCCACUCAAUCAAAAUGUUCUACAGUGGAGUGUUGUUGCUGGCCAAACACAAAACUGGCAAGGACAAAAUGAUGCAGUCUUUAGACAGAGCCAAGUCUCUGGGCACAUUCUACCAGUCUUACUUAGCUAUAACUGUUGGAAUACCAAAGCAAGAUGCACCUACCAAGUCAAGUUAUUACUUAAAGCAAGAAAAUAUCCAAGACAGGGUUUUGUCGCUGCCAACUGAGGCCGCUUCCAAAAAUCUGAGAAAAAGCGGGAAAAUCCAGAGAAUAGAAGUUCAAACUACAAUACUGAAGAAGAACGAGGUGUUAAACUGUGCCUUAGUGAGACUUGAUACUGUGAAAGAUAAAUGGCAGUGUUUAGAGGUGUACUGCACCACACAGCUGUGCCAUGUGCUGGGAGACUACCUGUACUCCGGACGAGUCGGAAAAGUAUUUGGUGUUCCAGUACUCCUGGAACCUCAUUUCGCAAAUGUUGGCAAACAGAAACUUCCUGAAGAACUGAAGGCAGCCAUGAAAUUGAAGCGAACCAGACCUGGCCAAAUGCCUCUCUAUUUACAUCGUGCUAAAGUUGAUCUUACCCAAAUGAAAUCUUCAAAACCUGUCCUGUCUAUUGUGGCACCAUUUCCAGAUCAUUUCUUAGAGACUUUACAAAAACUUCAACUAGAAUAUUCCUUUGAUGACAUUUUUGAUACAAAAACUAAAUAAAAUUUUUAGAAAAAUUUGCAGAAAAUA
Messenger RNA from Octopus bimaculoides (California two-spot octopus), 1343 nucleotides. RefSeq names its product mitochondrial mRNA pseudouridine synthase Rpusd3-like. The record is from RefSeq and is a predicted model, not a curated record. Gene Ontology annotation, biological process: pseudouridine synthesis. Gene Ontology annotation, molecular function: RNA binding; pseudouridine synthase activity. NCBI's taxonomy places the organism in Eukaryota, Metazoa, Mollusca, Cephalopoda, Octopoda, Octopodidae.